Molecule: messenger RNA, 7357 nt
Organism: Coregonus sp. 'balchen'
Lineage: Eukaryota; Metazoa; Chordata; Actinopteri; Salmoniformes; Salmonidae
Source: the annotation of a GenBank genome assembly
AUGACCUCUUCGUCAGUUUACACAAGCCAAACCCACUGGGCACAAAAACACUGGUGAAUCAAUGUUGUUUCCACAUAAUUUUAAUGGAAUUAAGUUGAACCAUCGUGGAAUAGCCGUUGAAUUGACGUCUGUGCGCAGUGGGAAGAAGACAUUAAAUAUUAUGCUCAUAUCCUCCCAUACUUUCAGCCUUACAUUGAAUUAUUAAGUGAGCAGUGAUUUUCAGCUUUAGCAGCUAUACAAACGAUUCCCCAAAAGUACUUAUACAAUAUACAAUAUAUCAUUAUAUCUGUAUCCAUCCAUCUAUCCAUCCACUCAUCCAUCCAUCAAAUAUGAUGUAUAUAACUUCUCUCUCCCUUUUAAAAAAUCUCCCUCCCUCCCCUCUCUCUCCCAUAGGUUGGGUGUGGAGGAUAAAACCCUGGAGCGCUCUCUGGCCAGGGCGGGCUGUGAGGUACACUGCUUUGACCCCAGCCUAAGACAGGCCCACCUGCAGGAGUCAGACAUGUGGCUCCACCGUCUCUCCAUAGACUGGAGGGACCCCAACCCAGCCAUCCCCGUCCAGCGACAGCACGGCAACACCAAGAAACUGGCCGCCAUCCUCAACGAUUUUGGACACAGACAGGUCAGGGGGCACAUAGAGAGGAGAAGGGGGUUACAUGUAAAGGGAGAGGUGUGAAUGAAAUGACAAAUGGGCAAAUGUGUCCUGAAUUAAAUAUAAGGAAUGCAUGGGCUUAUAUUCAGAGAGUAUAUGUACUAUACUAAAUACAGUGAUAAUUUACUCCACAGACCAACAUCCUACACAGUGCACAAUAUACAGUACCUUUCUUUUAUGUCAUAUCCAUGACCACAAUACAAACAAUCCAUGCAAAAUACACUAUAAAAGUCACCAUAAAAACAAAUUCCUUAUCUUUCUCACCUCGACCGAAAAAGGCUACACGAAAAUGUACAUAUUCUCUCCCUAUGAGCUGGAAGAUUGAACUUUAUUAUCACAUAAAGCUGCACGUUGACUCCAGUAGCAGCUCCUCUCUAUGCCUCCUCAUCAUUCAUUCCUCCAAUGUCUCCUCUUGCCCUGGAGGGCAGAAAACUCAGAGGAAGAGAGAGGCCCAACUCGGCAGAGAAUCUGUCUCCCUCCAGCAGGUGGUGUUUUUUUGUUGUUUUGCCCACCAUGCAAGGAGUUUUUCUAUGGAGGUCAAUGAGAGAGUGUUGAAUUUUGUCAACAAAAUAAUUAAUGGCUUAUUUGCUACGUGAGGUUUAUUUGAUCUAAUGGAUGUUUCGUAAUGUUUAAGUUGUUACGAGUGUAGUGACAUAAGUAGGACAUGUGACAUCCCGGCAACUUUGAGAAAAAACACUCUAUAUCGGAGUUAUCUCGAGAUGGCUAUGCAUAUUCAUGGCAUGAGGCUAGUCGCAUAGCAUCUCUCUCCAUUGAAUACAGGCAUUUGACGUCAACAACCCUCACCGAAUAUUCAAAAAAAGGAUUACAAUAAUGAGAUGCAUCCAUCAAUCCAAAGAAAGGAUAGGCGGGAGCUAGACAGCCCGCUGUGCAGCUUUGUGGACAACGACUCCCAAUGUUAGGGCGGAGAGGCAUGUAUCUUGUCAGUAUAUCCAUCAUCUUUGCUUAUAGUUAUGGCUUUCCUCCUUUAAAUGUUAUCAUUCAGAAUAUUAACUCACAGGAGUCCCCCAGGGCUCUGUGUUCUGCCUCAUCAGAUAUGGAUCUGCAUACAAGAUCAAUGACAUCCACACACAAACACACACACUCAUGCAUGCUUGCAAACACGCACCCACACACACGCAUGCUCACUUGCACACACGCACACACACAUGCAACGCGUGCAUGAACACAGCAGUUUGUAGAACGGUGCCCUUCCCAAAACACAGCGAUGGCAUCAUAGAAGUAGGCAGGAGAGAUCAGAACUAUACAUCCUAUGGAAGGAGUUACAAGUCAGCUACACUACACGCGUUGCCAUCAGAAUUGUGUCAAUGUGACGUUCUAGACCAGAAACCAACCAAAAUAAACUUUAUUUUCUCAUUAUUCCCAUUCACAAGAUAUAAUUAAUUAUAACCUCUCAAUUUUUAACUGCAUAUUCCAGAUGGCAGGUUACCUCAGCCUAAUUCAUCACUCUGUUUUUUCUCUACUUUUUUUGGCAUGAGCAACAGUUUAAUCAGUGCAAAUUUAAAUCAGGCUCUUGAGCAGAAUGCACCGGCGCCUAGCAUUAGCGAGUCCAUGCUUAGAGGCAUCAGCCAUUAAUUCCUUUUUUUGGAGCGUGCGUGCGUGUGGGUGUGCAUGUGUGCGUGCGUGUGGGUGUGCAUGUGUGUGUGAGGUAAAGGACAGAUCCUAUCCUUGUACCUGCUUUAGAUGCAAUGCGACACACACAUCUCCAUAAUGGGUUUUUAAGGUGAGUACACAGCAUGCUUAAAGAACAACUGUCUGCCUUUCUUCGCUCUGCCUUUUUUCUUUCUCCAGCUUUGUGUCAGAAGAAGAGAGAACUGAUGAGUUGCUUCUAUAGAUCAAAAUAUGCAUUCAUUUGUGUUCUUUAUCGGUGAUUACACAGCUCAUAAAUGAGUCAUAUGCCACUCUAGUCAGCAUCAGAGCCUGUCUCCAUGGGGAUUAACACCACUUCAGCAGUCCUUCAGAUCUCAUGCAAAUUGAUUUGCUUUCUCCUAAUGGACAGUAGAACAACAAACAGAGACACUUCUCAAUGUCUCACAUCCACACUGUCACUAGAGGGACACACAGCCGGCAACAUGGCUUCCAUUAUAUCUCCCCCACAGCGCAGGCCUUUCCUUACACUUGUAAGGGUUGGUUAUCAUGCAGUUGUGGUGACCAGUUGUGGACCAGUUGUGGACCAGUUGUGGGGACCAGUUGUGACCAGCUUUGGGGAACAAUUGGGGACCAGUUGGGACCAGUAACUCCAGGGAGAUUUGGAAACAGAACAGGUCUUGUACCAGUUAUUGGGGGACACUGAGAGGCUGAACAGAACCUCUCUCUCUCCUGGUCCCAUCGAUGUGUAAUUAAAUGUCUGCUCAUUACGAUAGUCUCUGGAGAGGCCUGUUUCAGACGUUUCUCCCUGCACCUCACAUCCACUAAUUAAAGAACACAAAAUACUUAAUCUCUUCUUGAUACAAUCAAAAAAAUCACGCAGGCCAAACUUGUUAUCUUGUGUUGAGUCGGACUCAAACUUGUUAUCUUGUGUUAGUCAGUCCAACGGCUUUAAACCAUUCUGCCAACAAAUGUGUAUCCUUAAUCUGAAAGCAGCUUUAUGGACAGACAUUUUGAUCAACAAUAACUCAUCGUAAUGGAGACAUAGUGACCCCUGGCUGGGGGUGAACACAAACUGUGGGUGCUGCUGUUUAAUGGCUGAGGGGCUUUCAUUUCAGUUGAAGGCCGACUCAACUUGAAUAUUCUCUGCAGCUAGGGGAAUAGCUUCUCUCUGAAUGGGAAGUAAAGUUCCCCUCUUCUCACAGAGAAGUGAUUCUGUCGAGGACUCCACCUUUGGCGAUGGUUUAAAAAAUAGUGUGUAUCUAGCUGUGCAUUUAUCUAAGGAAACCUUUAGGGGUGAGGCACAGACACACACACACACACACACACACACACAGAGAGAGAGAGACGUUGCGGGCUAUGAACAAAGAACACUAAAACAUGUUUCCUGUUGAUGGAGUGAUUCUGACAUUCUCCCUAUAUGGAGCCUGGGGGACCACAAUGACUUUACUGCUUGAGCGAGACUUCAGAACUAAAGGUCCGGACUGAGUGUGUGGCCCAAAGGUAAAAGGCACCACCAUACCUCAGGCUCAGGGUAGAUGAUAGCCAUCUUUUUUAGUUGUUUCCAUGCUGUUAUGCAAUUCCAGAACAAUAUCCCCGGACUACAGGGGAACAGAGGAUGAGACAAGAGGAGAAAGCGGUUGUUUACAUAGCUUCUAGCCUUGCUUGCCAGGCUUUAUAGCAAUGCUAUAGGCCUACAGUGUUAAAGACGCACAGGUAGGAAUAAGACAAUGCUACUGAUGACCUUGGGAGAAGGCAAACUCAGGCAGAGCCUCUCUGAAGGACUAAAUAACAGCUCCUUCCAUCUCACACUCCCAUCGGCACCACUGAACCUCCCUCCCCUCAGUAGACCACAAUUUAGGCUAAAUCACCCAGCACGCAAGCAAGCAAGCACGCACACACACACACCCUCCCCAAAUCCAUCAGUUAUUGCCCUUCUUCCAAUCCUCCCCGUCAAAGUAGUUUCUGUCUGCAUAUCUCUAUUCCUCUCUCACUCUCUGACAAACACACACACACACAGACACAGACACAAUCCUCCCAGCUCCAGGCACAGGCCAUUUAGUGGAGCAGUCGGAGAUCUAUUCAGAGCUAUGCCACCAUACGGAUGUUCACGCAAAACUGGCAUCUUUCCAGUCCUUGCAACUUCCCAUAUACAGGGGAAGCGAAGCGCAGACGUACUGCUGGUGGUGGGGGUUUAGGGGACUUUGAGAGGGAUGUGUGUGUGUGAAGUCCUUAGGUUUUGCCUUGUAUGGUACAACAGGGAGAAGACAGCUGUCAAAUAGAAUGAAGUUAUUGAAAGUAGGCCUACUCAGUGCACACCCUGAGAAAAACAUCUAUUGUGUAGAACCAUUAUGGGAUUUGUAAGACCUUCAUAUAGCCUUUUUCCUUGUAGGGAUCGGCAAAAUGUCCCCGAAUUUUCUGUGUUUUACUAUCCUUGUGAAGGCUUCUGGUCCCCACAAGGAUAGUAAAACCAAAAACACACACACAUACGCAGGGGGGGGGGGUGGGGUCAUGGGUCAUAACAUCCCUGUUGGUUAGGGCAGUUCUCAUUGUAUGACAUGUCUGUCCAAUUAAGAAAGAUGUAUUUGCCUUGGGGAGGGAUGUUAUCCAUUGGGAGACCCAGAGACAGAAUGAGCAAUAUGUCCGAGAGCCAGCCAGGUUCAGUUGUUCAUUUGACUGUAGCCCUUAGAAGAAGUGUUUUUCUGUUGAGACAGGUCAGAAACUCAUCACUUACACUGUAACAUUAGAGAGAUAUGCUUGGUGUGUGGAGAGUUUGGGUCAACUAUUUGACAAAUAUCAUUGGCAGCAUUUGAAGUUGCCAAUGGGGAUGUCACCAAUGACAUGUUGGCAAUCGGCCAAUGAGGGGGUAGUAAAGUACAGGGGAGAAGGAGAGAGGAGAGAAUAAAUUGGUUAGAUAAAAUGUCAAAAGCAAAGAGAUUAAAGCACGUUCACUAAUUAGGCUUUUAAAAAGUAUGGGGUCAAGGAGUUAACCUGACAUCAGAAAUACUCCAACACAUUUAAACAGCAGCCCAAUGCCUAAUAGAUGUGCAUUGAAAGUAGGCCAUGCAUAUGAUGACUCAGUAAGAUCAUAUCUUGAGGCCGUUAUUAAAAUUAAUGUGUUUUCCUCCCCCUCUCCUCUUCACAGACCUUAUACCACAUUCAUCCCCCCUCACCCCCCUCAUAUCCUCCUCGUCCUCCACUCAGACAGAUACAGUACAUCUCUCUUUUUCAACCUCUUAAUAAUUCGCUCAAUCUUUGCACCAACUUCCCCUCACCUCCAUCAAAAGUACUUUUUACUCUCUCCAUCUUAUCUCUCCCUACUGAUUGCUAGAUAUCAUCAUGCUUGACUCUCUCUCUCUCUGGGAAGAUCUCAAUUGCAUUCCCCUCGCGUCCUCUCUCCUCGUCUCCUUAUCAAAACCCAUUGGAGGAGAAGUUCAGAGGGGCGGGGCCUCUGGCUUUCUCAUCCAAUGGCUUUUGAGAAGGAGAUGAGGAGAGAGGACGCGAGGCAAUGAUGCUACAGUACAGCUACAGGCCAUUGAAAGGCUUUGAAGCCACUGGUCGGCCAUAUUGGCACUCCCCAGUAGGAGUGCCAAUACUGCUUAAGUCGUUUUUUUUGGGGUAUCUGUAGUUUACUUUACUAUUUAUAUUUUGGACAACGUUUACUUUUACUGCACUACAUUCCUAAAGAAAAUAAUGGACUUUUCCAUCCAUACAUUUUCCCUGAGACCCAAAAGUACUCAUUACAUUCUGAAUGCUUAGCAGGACAGGAACAUUGUCAAAUUCACACACUAAUCAACAUCCCUGGUCAUCUCUACUGUCUCUGAUCUGGCAAACUCAGUGAUCACAAAUGCUUCAUUUGUAAAUUAUGUCUGAGUGUUGGAGUGUGCCCCUGGCUAUCCAUUUUCGUGACGUUGUCAGCCAACCCAUCUAUAGAUGGUCUGUGUGUUGUUGUGAUUCUGGAUGGCCAGCUAACUAGCAACAAUUCCAAGAGGCUGCCAUGUGGGGAAUCGUAGGUGGCUCGUUUUAUCUAGUUUGAUCUAAUACUUGAUACCAUGUCUUGUUACGUAAAAAUGUAUGCACACAUGACUGUACGUCGCUUUGGAUAAAAGCGUCUGCUAAAUGGCAUAUUAUCUAUUAUUAUUAUUUUGUUUUGAGGUGUUUUGACUGACGUUACGUCUAUGCUAAUAUGGCUAAAAUGUGUUAGCUAGCUAACCAACAACUGUAGCAAUGUAUUUGAGAAACGACAAGUGUUGAUUGUGCAAAUUGAUUUAUGCUUUCAAUAAACAUUGAAGACUAAAUAUAGUUUACAAUAAUCUAAUGCAACCCUGUCUGUUUUGCCCCAUAUUUGCACACACGUCAGUUUUGUUGCUAAACAACCAACCCAUCUAUAGGAAUGAAUGGAAUUCUACAGUAUUUCACUUAAUGUUUCAAGGACAAAGUUACAUGCAUUUAAGUAAUUUUGUUGUUGUAGUGGGGACAGUAACAUUAUUAAUCUCUAAAAACUAUACUUUUAUAUAUUUUUAUUUAUUUCUAUGUUUAGCUCACAUAAUAUAAUUUACAAGUAUGCAAUAAGGUGUCUGUAAUAGAAUAAAUGUGGCAAAAACGAAUCUAGACAUUAAUAAAUCAAUUUCUAUAACUUCCUAAAUAUAUUUGACAAUGGUGGGGGAGUGCCAAGAUGGAAGCACAGUGGCUUCAACACACAGUCAUCUAGUGUAAAUAAAUAAUUGACACGAGGAGUAUGCAAUUGAGAUCUUCCCUCUCUCUUUCUCCCACUCUCUGUUCCAGGUGGAUGUUCUGAAGGCAGACAUGGAGAGUGCGGAGUGGAAGAUUCUGGAGAACCUGGUUCUAGAAGGGGUUCUGAGCUCAGUGGGUCAGUUACUACUAGAAGUCCACCUCCACUGGGCGGGGUUUGAGGUGGAUGGGGACGACCCAUCCGUGGUGCGCUAUUGGUUCAGCCUGCUGAAGGAGCUGGAGCGCGCUCACUUCCGUCUCUUCCGUUACUACAGCGACCCAGCCAAGCCCCGCCUCUUCCUGCACAGGAACUUUCUGAACGCCAGCAGUGCCUAUACACUGGGCUGGGUCAACAAUCAGUGGAGGCCCUGA